AUGGCUCCCAAGGUAUUCAUCACUGGCGUUACCGGCUACAUCGGCGGUGACGGUCUGUUCGCCAUUGCGAGUGCACACCCCGAUUGGCAACUCUCGGCUCUGGUUCGCACCCAGGAAAAGGCCAGCGAGGUCACUAGCAAAUACCCGCAGAUUCGCACUGUGAUUGGUGACCUGGAUUCGUCUGAAUUGAUUGAAGAGGAAGUCAAGAAUGCCGACAUUUUAUACCACUUCGCCGAUUGUGACCAUGUCGCCGCAGCUCAGGCCAUUGCCAAAGGCGCUCAGUAUCACACCUCCGAACGCCCAUUGUGGCUAAUCCACACCUCCGGCACUGGUAUCUUGACAGUCGAAGACCAACGCGCAGGCACAUGUGGUAUCGAGCGUCCUAAGCAGUACAAUGACUGGGAGGGUGUGAGCGAGCUAGUCAACCUCCCCUCGGACGCCUUCCACCGCAACGUGGACGAGAUCAUUCUCGGCAUCGGCCUGCAACACCCCGCUAGUGUGAAGGUGGCAGUCGUCUGCCCUCCGACUAUCUACGGUCCCGGCCGUGGACCUGGCAACACCAAGAGCAAGCAAGCAUACGCACUUAGCGCCGCUGUACUCAAGCGUAAGAAGGGUCUCCUUGUUGGUAAGGGUGAGAAUGUCUGGCAUCAGGUCCACGUUCAGGACCUGAGCGAUGUUUACCAGGCUUUGGGGGAGGCUGCCUCGGAGGGUGGUGGUAAGGCUACUUGGAAUGAGGAGGGUUACUACCUCACUGAGAAUGGAUCUUUUGUCUGGGGUGAUAUCCAGAGAGCGGUUGCGCAGGCUGCCUUUGACAAGAAGCUUAUUCCAAGUCCUGAUGUUGAAUCUUUGGACGGAGAUCAGACAACUGAGGUGUUCUUUGCUGGCAAAUAUGCUUGGGGAUCUAACUCCCGUGGUAACUCGCUGCGUGCCCGCAAGUUGUUUGGUUGGAACCCUCAGAAGCCUAAGUUGAUUGAGCUCAUUCCUGAGAUCGUCGAGGUUGAGGCUAAGGAUCUUGGGCUGCUGUGA
Messenger RNA from Penicillium antarcticum, 1026 nucleotides. RefSeq names its product putative nucleoside-diphosphate-sugar epimerase. NCBI's taxonomy places the organism in Eukaryota, Fungi, Ascomycota, Eurotiomycetes, Eurotiales, Aspergillaceae. The record is from RefSeq and is a predicted model, not a curated record. The transcript is spliced from 3 exons. The coding region runs from base 1 to 1026 and encodes 341 amino acids.